AACGCAUCAACUUAAAGGGAAAACGAAAUGUACUCAUGUUCCCCAUACUGGAACAAAUGUAUAUAUUUUCUAGCCGUAUAAUAUCUGUGUUUAUUCAUUAGCAUAAACUCAAGUGCAGAAAGGAGAGACAGCAUAUAGCGAGUUAGUUAGCUUUGGAGAGAAAAAAAAAACAAGGCACGCAAUCCAUCUUGAAAAGUUAAAGGAAUCGACUCGCUCAGCUCCAGGACCUUUAUUUUUUAUCAUAAGAAAAAUGAGUAAUCAAAUGCAACCUUUACCGGGACAACAAGUGGUCCAUGUCGCGCAGGACCUUGAUACAGAUCUCGAGGCGCUGUUUAAUUCGGUUAUGAACCCAAAACCGAGUUCUUGGAGGAAAAAAAUGCUUCCCGAGUCAUUCUUCAAGGAACCAGAUUUGGGGACGCAUUCCCGUCAAUCAAGCACCGACUCUGGUAGCCAUACUCCCAGACUUACAGUGCAACAUGCACGGUCACAUUCCUCUCCUGCCUCGUUACAGCUUGGAACAGGAGCCAACGCGACCCCAAACCCGGCUCACCACGCACAUCUGCGCCAGCAGUCUUUCGAUGUCGCCGAUGAAUUGCCGCUACCUCCUGGAUGGGAGAUGGCGUUUACGUCAACUGGCCAGCGAUACUUUCUCAACCACCUUGAGAAGAUCACCACAUGGCUGGACCCUCGCAAGACCAUGACUACUGCCAUGAACCAGAUGAGCCUCCACAGUGUCGCCCCCUCCACCCUUGGGCAACAGUGCUCCAUUGCAAUGGCUCAGCCCAACCUGGUGAUGCCCCACCAUCACCAGCACCACCCACAGCACCAGCAACAGCAUCACCAGCAUCAACACCACCAUCAGCGUCAACACCACCAGCAGUGUCAACAGCAGCAGCCAACCCAGGCCCAGCCAAUGGCCUCCAGCCCCCCAGUUUCCCAGCAAAGCCUCCAGCAGCAGGCCCCCCAGGUUGGGCUCCUGAGCCUUCCCAACCCCCUGACCAGCCAGCAGCAGCACCAGCAGAAGAUGCGACUGCAGCGGAUCCAGCUGGAGCGGGAGCGCAUUCGCAUGAGACAGGAGGAGCUGAUGAGACAGCAGCAGUGUGGCAGCGGGACCCUUGUUACCGCUGUGGGUUUUCCCCAGGAGGUGGCACUAUGCAGACAGAUGCCCAUUGAUUCCGACAAUAUGGCUGCAGGCCCCAACCCCAUUAACACAGCACCUUUGACCCAGGGAACAAUGCCCAACCACAACUCUGACCCCUUCCUCAACAGCGGGCCGUACCAUUCCAGAGAGCAGAGCUCGGAUAGUGGCCUGGGACUGGGCUGCUACAGCAUCCCCACCACCCCUGAGGAUAUCCUCAACAAUGUGGAGGAUAUGGACACUGGAGAGGGACUUGCCCAAGGCAGCCUGGGAGUUCCUCAUCAGAGCCGAUUCCCUGACUUCCUGGACUCCCUGCCUGGCACCAACGUGGACCUGGGCACUCUGGAGGGAGCAGACCUCAUCCCCAUCCUCAACGACGUGGAGUCGGUGCUCAACAAGGCCGAGCCCUACCUCACUUGGCUGUAGAACCAGCAAGAGCCCAGUGUGAGGCACCAGAGACCAACAUACAACAAGACUAAAGACUGCAAUGCAUGGUUUCUUUUAUGUUUGGACAAUUUUUUUUAACUUUUAUAAUCUAUGUCUCAGUCAUCCUCAUGAUCACGUUAUCCCGCUGAAUCCAAAACUGAAACACACUAACCAAAGACUAUCACAGUGAAUCACAAUCUUUGUAGCACUAAACUUUAUUUGACAUGUAGCAUAGACUAGAUUUUUUAUUUUUUUUCCAUUAUAAACUAAUAGCUGGUAAAUUUGUCAGCAUCUGAACAGGAUAUAACGGCCCAAGCUAGUGAUGCUAAUCCCCGUGCUGUGGCUAUUCGUGCCAGCAGGUUGGAUUAUUUUGUCCUUUUUUAAAUGUCUACUGAAUCAGGGCUCCAAUAAUUAGUAUCCAACAAUGCUGUUACUCUAAUAAAUGUACAACAAAUACAAGAAAGCAAGGCACAGUCUAAGUUUGCAUCCACAACCUGCAUACAUUUAGCUGUGACCAUUAUAAAAAUCAACACAGCAAUUAUGAACCAAAGUAUUUUUUCUCUUUUCUAUUUAUACCAAAUAAAUAUUUCCUAUUGUGUUUUUUUUUUUUUUAUCAAUACUGUUAACUUACAUUGAAUUGAGUGUUUGAAUUGAAUUGAAUUGAAACUUUUUUUUGUCAUUAGAAUGCUAAAGGGUGCACCUCAGGUGUGUUAAGUAGCAAACGUCAAUACAAUAGUAUUUUCUUUUCAAAUAACACUACAUUUUUAAAAAAUGUCUCAAUUACUUCUGCUGCAUUUCUUUUUAGAAAUUCUUUGAUGGCUUUGUAGAAUUAAUAUUCAGUGCGGUGAAAAAAUGUGGGCACCCCUGGUUUAAGUAUCUGUUACAAUGAAUCUGUAUUUGAUUGAAAGCAAACCUAAACUUUAAAUGGUAGAGUUAAAUGAGACCUUUGUGCAAAUUUUAAAGCAAGAUUUUUAUUUUCAUUUUUUAAGGUUGAUAAAUUAUUAAAAAAGGAAAAGGGCCCUGUGCAAAACUCUGGAAAUCCUUUUGGAUUAUUCUUUGUUACUUUUUAAAAAGAUGAUUACACAGGCCCAGACCCAGGUGAUUUAAUUGUUAGGUGCGUCACUGAGUCUGGGGAGUAUAAUUCCAGGGCUGAACUUUUUAUUGUGAAGUAACUCCAUGGUGUUAACAACCAUGGGUUCCUCUAAACAGUUGUCCAAUGAUUUCCGAAUGAAGGUUAAUUUCCACCAAGAAGGAGAAGGCUACAAAAGCUCUCAAUGUUUCAAACUACCAAUAAAGAUUUCAAAUAGAACAGUCCAAGAAAUGCUCAGAAGAACCCACACAAAACCCCACAUGGCAGAGUUGCCUGAAAGAACGACCUCAACACAAAAUUAAACAUCUGAGAAAACAAAUGUUUAAGCAAAAGAAAACAUUGAGAAGCCUGAAGCCUUUUGGAACAAUGUGCUUUGGACUGACGAAACACACCAAGGUCAGUUUGGAGAAAAAAGGGUGAAGCCUUUGUAGAAAACACCUUGCCAACUGUGAAGUAUGGAGGUGGAUCCAUUAUGGAUUGGGGUUGUGUGGCAGCUGGGGGCAUAAUAAAUAUUGUGAGUGGAAGGAAGAAUGGAUUCCAACAAAUAUUAAGAGAUUCUAGAGGCUAAUGUUCAAAGGUCAGUCCAGACAUUGAACUUGAAGAGAGGUUGGGUAUUCCAGCAAGACAGUGAUCGAAAGCAUACCUCGAAAUCAAUCAUGAAGUACCUCCAGGAAACAUGGAUUAAGGUUUUGCAAGGAGGGCAAAGAAUGUUUCUGAGCUAGAGGUGUUCUGCCAGGAAGAAUGGGGGAAAAAUUCCCAAAGCGAGAAUUGAAAGCUGGCUACAGGAAGUGUUUACAAGCGGUUGGUAGCUGCCCGAGGAGUAGUUACAAACUACUGACAGGGUACUUCGUAACGUCAUGUUUAACGUUUGACCAUUUAGAGGUCGGGUUCACUUCUAUUCACGUAGAUAUUAACUGUAAAAGGCUUUUGACCAGGGGUUCCCAAAUUUUUGCACACCACUGUGGUUUGCUUUUUGUAUUUAUAACAGCUACAUUUCCUUUUUAAUAGAGAGAUUUUAAUAAAUUAGUUCACAGCACUACAAUUCAACUAUGCAUUAAGAGAUUUCAGGUUAUGAACGUAUGUUGAGAACUGUAUCAAAAUGAAUAAUCCUCUGUAAAUAACUUUUAUUCAAAUACUAUGCAUGGCUUUAUUUUUAUACAUCAGGUCUCCACAUUUUGUGUUGGCGAGGAGACGGACUUAAACCCAAAAGAGUGAACCUCAUUGGCAUCUGUUCUGCAGGGAUUCUUUUUUCUAUGAGAAAAAUGUGCCUAAAUAUAAUGAACAUUAUCAGUUGGGAAACUCUGGGUUGGAGAGACAUGGUUUCAUUAUGCCUGCAUUAAUGCAAUCUAGUUACCUUUGUCUAAACUCUGUAUUGCAUGUUUAACUUGGUACCGAGCAAGUGCUUUAUACUGGGUUUCCAUGUACAUUGUCAGGACUGAGAAGGCAACAGUGCGUGAAUUUGAAAUUUAGAUGAAUGUAACAAAGGAAACUGAUAUUGGAAUUGGGCACAGCUGAUGACGUCCUGGAGUAAAGUCACACAGAACAAGAAAUGUUUAAUAUACCACCAAGAAGAAAGCAGGCACUUCCUUUCCCAGCCAUGAACCCUGACCCUUGUGUUACUGUAACACCAUCACACUCAGAGGGCAUGUGUGUUCAUAUUUUUACUGCCAGAAUCAGUGGGCUGUAUUCAAUUAACAUUUGUUCUUAGCCUUGACAAAAUUAUUAUUUUUAUUUUGUUCUGAUCUCAUCCACCAUUUGGACAAACUGAACCAAAUAAGACUGACUAGCAUUGACCCAUGUAUUACCAAUGAAGUGGUGUUGUGUACAACAGUA
Molecule: messenger RNA, 4487 nt
Organism: Conger conger (European conger)
Lineage: Eukaryota; Metazoa; Chordata; Actinopteri; Anguilliformes; Congridae
Product: WW domain-containing transcription regulator protein 1-like
Exons: 6
Coding region: 251-1564 (437 amino acids)
Biological process (GO): hippo signaling; positive regulation of transcription by RNA polymerase II
Cellular component (GO): cytoplasm; nucleus
Molecular function (GO): transcription coactivator activity; protein binding; transcription corepressor activity
Source: RefSeq, a predicted model, not a curated record